Molecule: messenger RNA, 555 nt
Organism: Lipotes vexillifer (Yangtze River dolphin)
Lineage: Eukaryota; Metazoa; Chordata; Mammalia; Artiodactyla; Lipotidae
Gene: JPT2
Product: Jupiter microtubule associated homolog 2
Exons: 5
Coding region: 1-555 (184 amino acids)
Cellular component (GO): nucleus
Source: RefSeq, a predicted model, not a curated record
AUGUUCCGGGCGCCGGAGAGUGAGGGAGGCCGGGCUGGCUCCAGGGCCAUGAAGCCCCCGGGAGGAGAGCUGAGUGAUCGUCCAGAAGAAGCCGCAUCUCCACGCAGGCCCGACAGGAUGGCAUCUAAUAUUUUUGGAUCAACUGAAGAACCUCAGAACAUACCCAAAAGGACCAAUCCCCCUGGGGGGAAAGGAAGUGGUAUAUUUGACGAAUCCAUGCCUGUGCAGACUCGACAGCGUCUGAACCCCCCUGGUGGGAAGACCAGUGACAUUUUUGGCUCCCCAGUCGCUGCUACUUCACCCAUGGCACACCCAAACAAACCCAAGGACCACGUGUUCCUGUGUGAGGGAGAGGACACACUGGACCUUAGAGCCACAGCCAGCGCCUCCCCCAGACAAGAGCCGGGUGAGCCAGGUGGCCCGAGAGAAGCAGCCCGCACCCAGGAGCCUGCACCCACCGUUGACAGCCAUGAGCCCAGGCUGGGCCCGAGGCCUCGCUCCCACAACAAAGUCCUGAACCCGCCUGGAGGCAAGUCCAGCAUCUCCUUCUACUAA